AUGUUUGCUCUGUGAUCAGUGUGAAUCAGUCUAUCGCUGCUGUUGUGUCGUAUCUUGUAUGGUAAUAUUCCCGCGCUUUAUUGAAAUGACAACUGAUCAAUUGUCAGCGAUGAUGACAGAUUAUCCUCAUCUUGGACAUGUCUUCUAUCAUUCGAUGAAAAAUAAUCCAAAUAGUAUUUGCCAGAUAGACGCAGCAACUGGUGUAGAAGAAACACGUGAGUCAGUAUUGCGACGGUCAGUGCGGUUAGCGAGGGCACUACGGCGUGAGGGGCUGCGGCCUGGACACGUUGCGGCUGUCGGUGGACACAAUCAUAUAGACCUACAUAUACCGUUCUAUGCUGCCUUGAUGAACGGACAUCCGAUCGUAGGAGUCGAUCCCUUGUUUAAGCUUGAUGAAAUAAAAUCAUUGUUUAAAAUAACACAACCUCGAAUAGUGUUUUGUCAACGCGAUGCGUUUGAUCAUUAUAAGAAGGCGGCUGAUGAUUUAGCUCUCAAUUUGAAGAUAUUAACUUUCGAAGACGGUGAACAUUCAUUGAAACAUUUCUUAGAGAUAAAUGAAGAUGAAGAGCCGGAGAGUGAAUUCAAAGUGGCAGAUUUCGAUCUGGAGAAGACAUACGUGUUCCUAACGAGCACGAGCGGUACGACGGGUACGUUGAAGGUCGCCGCGUUCAGACACCGUGUCGUCAUGGAAAAAUUCAUAUCAUUCUCUGCAUUUGUUAGAGGUCCUAAAGUACAGCAAAUGGUAGGUCUGAACCUAUCGCCGGUGCAGUGGAUAUCGGGCAUCUUCAACGCUAUUACGAUGCCCAUCAUGAAACAGACCAAACUGCAGACCUCUAGGCCAGCUGAUAUUGACCAUAUUAUUGAUAUUAUUAAUAAAUAUAAGCCUAACACGAUGUUGGCGGGUCCAUCACUGAUUACGUCGCUCACGAGACGUAAACAUGACGUAGAUCUGAACUGCUUCAACAGUAUCAUUAUAACAGGAGAGAAGAUAAACCCUGAAGUAUCGGAUGAACUGAGGGCUUAUCUUCAGAAAAACACAAUUGUAAUGGAGGCGUACGGUAUGACGGAGACUCUUGGAGCAGUGCUGUUGCCGAAUAUUUCCGGACCAAAGGGAAGUUGCGGCAGACCAAUGGCUGAUUAUACUAUGAAGUUAGUUAAUCCUGACACUGGAUUGGAAAUAAAAGAAUCAUUUGUUCCCGGAGAAUUAUGGGUUAAAGGACUUUGUUUUACUGAAUACCUUAAGAAUCCCGAAGAGACAAGGAAAGCGUUUUCAGACGACGGCUUCUUAAAGACAGGUGAUCUCAUGUACAGAGAUGACGAUGACAAUUUAUAUUUCGUUGAAAGAAUUAAAAUGCUCAUCAAAUGCCGGAAUGCACAUAUAGUACCAACAGAGUUAGAGGAGCUGAUCAUGCAACAUCCCGGUGUACACCACGUGUGUGUGACUGCAGUCCCACACGCUGAGGACGGGCAGCGGCCGGCCGCGUUUGUUGUACGAGCACCAUACUCCAACGUCACCGCAAAAGAUAUAAAGGAUUUAGUUGCCAGUAAACUGGCAAAACACAAAGAAUUGACAGGAGGUGUGGCGUUUGUUGACAGUCUGCCGAUGACGUCAACAGGGAAGUUAGCGCGCGGAAAUAUGAAACAUUUGAUUUUGAAUGUUGUUAGAGAAUAGAGCAUAGAGAAUGUUUUUUUUUUACGUUUUUGACAAUUUUAUACAAUU
Papilio xuthus (Asian swallowtail) is the source of this 1720-nucleotide messenger RNA. RefSeq names its product luciferin 4-monooxygenase-like. Bases 59 to 1672 code for a protein of 537 amino acids. Gene Ontology annotation, molecular function: CoA-ligase activity. NCBI's taxonomy places the organism in Eukaryota, Metazoa, Arthropoda, Insecta, Lepidoptera, Papilionidae. The transcript is spliced from 11 exons. The record is from RefSeq and is a predicted model, not a curated record.